Molecule: messenger RNA, 824 nt
Organism: Sphaeroforma arctica JP610
Lineage: Eukaryota; Ichthyosporea; Ichthyophonida
Exons: 3
Coding region: 12-824 (270 amino acids)
Source: RefSeq, a predicted model, not a curated record
CAGCUGCUGAAAUGGGGCGAAUAGGAAUCCUGAAACUCUUCCAUUCACACCAGGAGACGCGAUCGAAAGACCAACCACGGAUCACCGAUCCUGUGGUGUUGCUGGCCGCCUGUGUUGGAAUAUCGGUGGACAGCAUUAGCUAUCUGAUUGAGUUGGGUAUGUGUGCCAACACCUGUUUUCCCCAGGGGCAUCGCCCGUUACAUGCCGUGGUGAAGUGUGGCAUCACUCGGUGCGAGGGGUCGUUCCGAGCACUUAUGGGCCAAUUUAAAAGGCGCGAGAUCUAUCAACGGUCAGACCGCACAACUAGGGACGCGGAUCUGCAUGGGAUUGCAACCAUAGGGACUGGAUCAGAGAUACCUGGCGUAAGAAUGGGACAAAGCUCGCACGAAAGACCCCUGAGAAGGCCUAUACACGUCACCAAUGGGAGAGCGGGCGAUAUCGCCUACACGCGGAGGCGUCUGGAGACGGACGAGACACACAGCAGUACGCACGGUGACACACACAACACUGCACAGGGAGAGAGGGACGAACGCAUACAGAGGUGGCCACAUAUCAGCACAGUAGGUGUUACAAACAGCCAUGCUCAUCACGCGGCAUCUGGGGCGUUGCAGAACGGUGCACGACAUGACGCUGACGAGAGUGUGCAUGCGCAUGCAGUGUAUGGCACACACAGCCGCACGCACGGUGGUAGCCGGGUGUACAAGACCAUCCCGCUGUUGACCAAAUGUCAAUUCAACUGUCACUACGACCGUAUCUGCACGUGCCAACACGAUCGGUAUAAAGUGAGCGACAGAGCGUUUGAAGUGUUUUGUUGGGUGGUGUGA